This is a messenger RNA of Cladocopium goreaui, 2229 nucleotides long. The record is from the annotation of a GenBank genome assembly. Lineage: Eukaryota; Dinophyceae; Suessiales; Symbiodiniaceae.
AUGGCUCCUGUGCCAACGGUGGAGUCUGUUUUGCGUCCUCUGCCUCCCAGAGCUCUUGGAUGGAUUUGCUUAGGGUACCAUGCUUCGGAUUCCUUGGGCCGAAUUCCGUUGAUUUCGCGUCUCUUGCAAGCUGCGGGGGAAGACCCGCAGUUGUGCUCGGAGACAGUGGUACGACAGGUUUUGCAACAGACCUUGUCACAGGCGCCACAAUGGAUUACUUUGCGGCCUUCCCCCUUUGCUGCCGUGGAGCCUGUUCAUUGGCCUGGCCGGCCUCUUGGCAUCUUGGCCAUGAACCGUGCAGAAUAUGCACCUUGCACUGUGAGCCAUUGUGACUGCGGGGCCCAACUCGUCCGUUGGAGAGUCUGCGAUGCCACUUUCUUCACGCUUGCCCGCGGCGCAGUCCCAGGCAAGGUCUUGUUUCUGCGCUGUGAUCUUUGUCGCACUGUCUUCGGUGGUUGCUGGCGGACGCCGCAGAUUGCAUUUGAAGUCUUGUUGCUGGAUUUGGUCCUUGGCCUCGCUGCACGGGCUGGCAUGAGCAUGACAGCUUUCCAUGCAGUUUAUUAUGGCAUAUGGCAUCACUCCAUGGCACACUUUCAGCACACAGACAGGGAGCACUUCAUCAAGAAACUCUUGCUGGCUGUUGUCAUUUGGUCUUCUUUGCAACUGUUGCAUGAUGCCCGGGCAGACGUCGCGAACAUCGCUUGGCCCUUGCGCCCGCACCAUGUGGCCAAUGAUCUCUGUGAUGUUGUGCCGCAUGUCCGGGAAGCUUUCAAGACCCUAGCAAAGGCUCAUGCAUGCUGGCUUUUCAGGCAAGUCCCUGCCAUUGUGGUGGAUGGCAAAUGGAGCGUGCAGACAUUGAUCUGUAACACGCGCAACUGCUCACCCGUCUUCGAUGCAGAACUCUGUCUUGGAUUUAUGCGGGGCUGUGGGCAUAGACCCUCGCGCGGCAGCAAGCACUGCUCGCACCAUACAUUGGGCCGCCCAGAGCGAACACUGUCGCCAGCGGCGGCCAUCUUGGAUCACCGCCAGGUCACUGAUGCAGCGGGUGUCCGCAUUGAGUACAAGGUUGCUGAUGCUUGGUUGCCUUCUGCUGCUGUCCCACCACAUGGAGUCCAAGAAUACGAGCUGCAAUUGUUACGGCGAAAGCCGUCGCAGAAGCAGGAAGGCUCGUGCAACCGAGACGAGCGGAAGGACGCCUGCGAGACAGGGUGCGGCCGGCGUACAGCCGGCAUUCUUGUCGCUGUCACGCCGAUCGUCUCCAUUGGCCCGAUGUACGCCACCGAGUCAUGCACCCAAGUGGUGCUUUGCGUCUGGGCAAUAUGUGCCAUCUUCUCUGCAUUGCAGUAUGUCAUCUACGACAAUGCUUGCGCCGUCGUGCGCAUGCUGAGGAAACGUGGUGGUGCAUGCUGGAACAUUUUGAAGCAGCUGAAAUGGGUCAUCGACAGACUUCAUUUCAAAUCCCACACUGCCUGCAAAGAUGCUAGCAGUAGUUGGUAUGUGCCCGAUGUGAACCCGAAUCAGUACCACCAGCUGCAAGGUGUGGACACUGAAGCUGCUGAGCAAAUAUUCAGCUUGGCCAGUCGAUGGCAGGUUGGAUGGGCUGACACCGGCAUGGCGCACCACCAACUGAUGGAACGCCAGAACAGUGCUGCGGGUCCGCAUCAGCGCAUCCUACGCGCCCGCAGCCAAAGCCACACCUGCAGCGUGCGCUUGCUGCCGCCAUGCGCAGCUUCGAUGCCAUGCGCACCUUGGUCUCAACACGUGGUGCUGGGCUUGUUGGUGGUGUAUUCGGACGCCCCGCGGCCGUGCGAGGGCUUUCUAUCUUUGGACCUGACUUUACUGACCCGUCCGCAACUUGGACCAGAUAUAUGUCCUGCGCGCUGGGGCGUGCAGUACGUAGUCGUACAGGAUCUGCUGAGCGCCAGGGCCAAGGUGGAACAGCAGGACUCCGAGGGCCACGCUUCGCUCUUCGGCGCCAUUCAAUGUGGGAGCCAGGACGUGGUGACGAUGCUGAUCCAACACAAAUGUCUCAUUGAGGCACACACCAAGAAGGGCGAGACGCCACUGAUUUGGGCGGCCAUGCAGCAGCAACUGGACUGCCUCAAGGUCCUCAUCACGGCCCGCGCCAACCUGAACGUUCAGGAUGAGAUUGGGCAAAAGGCCCUGGACCACGCAGAGGGGACCUUGAGCAGCAAGGCCGGCAGCGCAUUUCCUGGUGGGGAGAUCUAG